AUGAAGGCAAUUGGAGCUCUUUCCCUCAUCUCUGCGGCUGCUGUGAAUGCUGCCACUACAUACGACUAUGUCAUCGUCGGAGGUGGAACCGCCGGUCUUGCUGUUGCAGCACGCCUUUCUGAAGAUCCCAAAGUUACUGUUGCCGUGCUCGAGGCUGGUGGAACUGGAUUUGGCAAUCCCAAUGUCACCGACUUGAGGAACCGCUACAUGCCGUUUGGCACUCAAAUCGAUUGGGUUCUCCCAACCGUCCCUCAGGCUGCGGCCAACGGCCGAGUCUAUACCCAUGCUCAAGGCAAGGUCCUUGGCGGUUCUUCUGCGAUCAAUGGGGCGGUCUACAUCCGGCCCGCCAAGGAGGAAUACGCGGCAUUUGAGAAGCUCGGGGCUACCGGAUGGUCGUUUACCACCCUUCAGAAGGCCGGUUUGAAGAGCGAGAAGCUUACAAUGCCAACCACCAAGCUUGGCGGUGUCCUACCUAAUCCGGCUUAUCACGGAACCAACGGCCCAGUGUCUGUGACGAUCCAGAACAACGUAUCUAGCUUCUUUAAUGAUGUCGCAGUACCGACUAUCAAAAAUCUCGGGCACAAGUGGAACCCGGACAAUAACGGAGGUUCCCCCAACGGUGCUACUCCGGUCCAAGUGACUAUUUUCCCCAAUAGCUACAACCGGUCGUACUCGCCCAACACAUAUUACCUGCCGAAUGCUGGACGGGCGAACCUUCAUGUAUUUACCGAUUCACCUGUGAGCAAGAUCCUUUGGAAGAACUCCACUGCCACUGGAAACGUAUUGGCCACCGGAGUUGAGUACCUUAAUGGCACCGAAGCUCAGACCCUUGCGGCCAAGAACGUCAUUGUUUCGGCUGGUGCUUUGCACACACCCAAGGUUCUUGAGCUGAGUGGUAUCGGUGACCCAACCAUCCUUAAAGCCAUCGGGGUCCCUGUGAAGGUCGAUUUGCCCGGUGUUGGAAAAAACCUUCAGAACCAACUUGGUGUCAAUGUUCAGUAUAGACUUAAGAGCGAGAACAUUACCGCUGGCGCGGAGACUCAAGCACCCAUCAUCGAGGUUGAGCCUGCUCAAGUCAUUUUGUCCGCUGCCGAUCUUGCCAAAUCCGAGCAACUACUUUCUACUAAGACUGGAGAGAUCUCCCAAGAACAAUUCGACAUCAUGAAGUCGCUGAUCAAAAACAAGGUUGCCCAGACUGAGAUGAACUGGAGUCUUGUUAAAAACGCGGACAGCACCUUCAACAUUCAAUUCUACACCACGGACCUUCACACCUUCUCGCGCGGGCAAGUGCACGCGAGCUCUUCUGAUCCCACCGCGAAGCCCACCCUCGACCCCAAAUAUCUAUCCGUCGAACACGAUAUCUGGUAUCUCUCCCGCGCGGUCGCCUACACUCGUAAUAUCACUGCGGCAGAGCCAUUGGCAAGCUAUAUUGAAUCCGAAGUAACACCUGGUAGCAAUAUUACUUCGCCUGAUCAACUUGAAUCAUGGCUCAAGACCAAUUUCCGCACCAUGUCUCACUUCGUGGGUACUGCCGCUGCAGUCCCCAAAGCCAAGGGCGGUGUUGUGGACCCACGUAACUUCAAAGUUUAUGGAACCCAAAACGUUCGCGUGGUUGACGCAUCCACCAUUCCACUCCUCCCUGGCAUUCAUACUAUGUCCUUGGUGUAUGCGAUUGCCGAAUAUGCUUCCGAGCGCAUUAAGUCCACCUGA
Messenger RNA from Rhizoctonia solani, 1710 nucleotides. RefSeq names its product GMC oxidoreductase. The transcript is spliced from 21 exons. The record is from RefSeq and is a predicted model, not a curated record. The coding region runs from base 1 to 1710 and encodes 569 amino acids. NCBI's taxonomy places the organism in Eukaryota, Fungi, Basidiomycota, Agaricomycetes, Cantharellales, Ceratobasidiaceae. Gene Ontology annotation, molecular function: oxidoreductase activity, acting on CH-OH group of donors; flavin adenine dinucleotide binding.